This is a messenger RNA of Ricinus communis (castor bean), 2338 nucleotides long. RefSeq names its product cilia- and flagella-associated protein 251. The coding region runs from base 275 to 2029 and encodes 584 amino acids. The record is from RefSeq and is a predicted model, not a curated record. Lineage: Eukaryota; Viridiplantae; Streptophyta; Magnoliopsida; Malpighiales; Euphorbiaceae. The transcript has 2 exons.
AAACAAGAAAAUAAAAUAAAUAAAACACUCCACUUGCUUCACAUAGACCCCUUCCUUCCAUUUCCAAAGAGAACUGCCCUUUACCCAUCUCUCAUUCCUUCCUUAGAUUAGACAUAUAGCUCUUUUUUUUUUUUUUUUUAAUUCACACAGUAAAUACUGUUUACUCUCACUCUCUGGCUCCAGCUAUUUAAUUGUGAAAUUUUGAUUCUUGGCGGUUCUUUGCCUUGCUAUACAUAUAGAAGGAGAAGAGGGUUGUAGAUUGGAGUAGUUCGUCAUGAUCAAACGGACACCAAGUAGGAACACUAGAUCAAAAGGAUUCAAGGUAAAGCAUGUUUUGCAGAUUUGUUUAUUGCUUGGUGUCUGCUUUUGGUUAAUCUACCAAGUCAAGCAUUCCCAUGAUAAGAAAAAGGAGUUCGAUCAGAAAGAUGCAAAACUCUCUGUCAGAACUCAAAGUACUGAUGAUAUUACAAACUUAGGAAGGAAAGGUCUCCUUCCUCGUGGGCAGGAGAUGAGUAAGGAUGAGAAGCAUGAGGAAGAAGAUGAGGAAGAAACAACAGUAGAGGAGGAAGUAAAUAAGAUUAAAGAAAAUGAGCUUGAGCAAAAGCAGGUAGAAGACGAAACUAAGCAUGAAGAAGAAGAACGAGAAGAAGAAGGAACUAAGCAUGAAGAAGAAGAAGAAGAGCAAGAAGAAGGAAAUAAGAAUGAAGACGAAGAAGUGCGAGAAGAAGGAAAUAAGCAUGAAGAAGAGAGGCAAGAAGAAGAUUCUAAGCCUGAAGAGGAAGAGAGAGAUGAAGAAGGAACCAAGCAUGAAGAUGAAGAGCAAGAAGAAGAUACCAAGGGUGAUGAGACAGAAGAUGAGGGGAGAGGAGGUGGAGAUGAUGAGAUAGAUGAACGUGAUCAAGAGAAAAUAGUAGGAGAAGCUGAUCAUGAGGAUUUUGUUGAUGGAGAGAAAGAAAGAGAGGAAGCAAGCGAUGGAAAGGAGAGUAGAAAUGAUGAAGGUGAAUAUAAGGACGAUCAGGUAGACCAAGAAGCUUCGACAGAGGAUCAGGGUCAUGAUGGAAGUGUACAAAAUGAUCAUGAGGCUCGAGAAGUACAUUACAAGGCUGAUGAUGCUUCCAGUGCAGUGACCCAUGAUACCGAAGUAAUAAGCACUGACCCUGAGAAGGUAAGUUCGGAUAACUCAAAUGAGUUGUCGGUGACAAAUAAUUUAGAAUUGGAGCAGAACUCCACUAACAAUAACAAUGACGAUAUCAAUGGGGAUCAGAAGAACUCAACAUUACAGCUGAAAGGUGGUGAGAGUAAUCGUUCAUUUAAUGUGACAGACGGUGAAAAAAGGGGGGAUGAGGUCAUCAGUUCUGAAGAUCAGUUGCCAAAAAAUGCAACAUUUGAUUCCAUAUCCAGCAAUCAAACAGAAGCAAGCAAUAAGUUAAUGGAUGUGAAUGCAGAAGCUGGCAAUAACCCAGUAGAUGGGAGCAGUGAAAUUUCUGGUACACCCCAGAAGAAUGAAACAAUAAUUACAUCCGAUUCAAAUCAACCCCAAAAUGCGUCAGUGGGUAGUGAUGGGGAAGCAUCUGAUGUCAAAACUACUGUAUUGGAACAGGUUAAGAACAACAUUACUUCUGGUAUCACAGAACUUGAUUCUAAUUCUACUGUCUCUGAUAAAACUGAGAAUAAUGGCACAGUUUCUGGAGACUCAAAGUUCACUACUAAUUCAGAGCUUGAUGGUUCAGAUAAGACUAUUAAACCUGAAAUUACAGCUGGAGCAGAGGUCAAUACUGGGUUAAAUUCAACGACAAAUGAAACUACAGAUGCAUCUCAAGAUGAGAACUCGGAGAUCAAUGAUGAAUUGGACAAAACAGAUGAAAAUGCAGGCUCUACUGGAACAGAUGGGACGGAAGCUGUUCAUGACCCCAUUGAUUCAUCUGAUUCUUCAAUAGGGCAAGACGAGAAAGAGGCUCGCAUAGACUUGGGUACACUGCCAGAGGAUGGUUCAGAAGGCAUUCACAGCCGAGAUGCUGCAGCAGAAUAAUAAUAAUUGUUAUGAAACAUGCUCUGUGUCAAGGCUUCUGAGUGAUCUAAGGUUAAUUUACAUGUUCACUCUGUUUUGAUACAUGAACAUGGAGAGUUUUAGAAUGUUUUCAGUCAACUUGAAAGAUUCGAGUCUUUGUCGAAAUACAGUUUCUUUUAGCAUUGCAGGCAAAAUGUAGGAAGUUUUUCUUUCUUUUUCUUGAACUGCAAAAAUGUAGGCAGGCAGUUUGAUGUUGUCAAUGGGUCGUAUCUGUGUAAUUUAUUGCAACUUCAGCUAAUAUCCCUUUAAAUUAUUGAAGUUUAUUUUGUA